AUGUACGUUCUGUUCACGAAACUACAGCCGCUGGAUCCUGACUCCCUCACCUUCACCGCCAUCUGUGCGACGUUAAAUGCCUACUACAAACGCCGAUAUCAUGUCCUCGCGGCUCGCGCCGAGUUCUACCAAUGCCGGAAGGAGCCCGAGCAGACCUAUCGCCAGUGGGCUGCCGAACUGCAAGCCGCUGAUCGUCGACUGGAGUCCUGGGCAGAUGUAGCAGCAAUCCGUGACGACGCCACGAUGGACGCCGAAGACGUCGCAGCAAUCCAGGUCUCCACGCCGCGCUCCUACCACCACCGCGGUCGGAGACCGCCUCCACAACAAGACGCCCAGUCGCACCAUCCCGGCCGGAGCCAGAAAUCACUGCAGCAACCACAACACAACCGGCAACGUCGUCGGCAUCGGUCGCCGCCACCAGCACCACCAACACAGCAGCCGCAGCCGACGGACCAGCUGCCCGGCCCCUCUUUGCCGCCUCCCCACCAGCCGAUGGCCACCGAUGAAGUCGAACCGAUGCCACUGGUCCCACCCAUGCCGACAUCACAACCAGUACGCCGGUCAGCCCGCAUCGCAGGACAGGUCGCUUCACAGACACAGGAAAAGUUGGAGUACUCCGCCGACCUCCACCGGCUUUAUAAGGCCAGCGCAGUAGCAGUACAGCCAGUUCCUCGCCGACAUAGGACCAGCUCCGACGGACCUCACCGACGCUCUUAA
This is a messenger RNA of Schistocerca piceifrons (Central American locust), 717 nucleotides long. Its product is annotated as cell division protein ZipA-like. The transcript is spliced from 4 exons. Lineage: Eukaryota; Metazoa; Arthropoda; Insecta; Orthoptera; Acrididae. The record is from RefSeq and is a predicted model, not a curated record. The coding region runs from base 1 to 717 and encodes 238 amino acids.